Molecule: messenger RNA, 1977 nt
Organism: Capronia coronata CBS 617.96
Lineage: Eukaryota; Fungi; Ascomycota; Eurotiomycetes; Chaetothyriales; Herpotrichiellaceae
Exons: 1
Coding region: 1-1977 (658 amino acids)
Molecular function (GO): zinc ion binding; nucleic acid binding
Source: RefSeq, a predicted model, not a curated record
AUGCCUCGCUCGGCACACCAUGAUGAGGAAAGUGAGUCUCGAACCGCUUCCGUCGGUGCAAAACGUAGCCACUCUCGCCGUCAAGGUCAAGUGAAUUCCUCCUUACCUCAUUCUGCCGUCGAGUCUGCCUCUGCGUCCGAGUCCUCCAGUGACCACGCCGUGAUGGGUACCAUUCUUUCGCAUCCUGUUGAACAGGCCACCUGGCAGGAACCAGAGCCUUCUACUUCUUCAGAUCACCAUGAGAUUGAAGCCGACAUGAAUUCUACAUCACAAGGUCUAGGCAAUAAUCGCCUUGCCACUGGCUUUCGUAAACCUCGCCCUACCCUUUCUGGUGACAGUGCUUCCGCACAAAGUGCGCGGGACAGUCCUUCGGAAGGUGUGCUGAGUUCUGCCGAAUCUCUGGGCGAUGUCGUUGAGAUCUCUUCAGACGAGGAUGAGUCCUCUGAUGGCGGCGGAAUGGUCAUCAAUCUCGACAGCGGCAUACACUCUGACACAAUGGUCAUUGAUGAUGAGGAGGAGGAGGAGGACGAGGACGAAGGUGAAGAAGGGGAGAUUUCUGAAGAUGAAGCUGUUGAGUCACACCCACAUAAAGGAGAUGCCUCCAGACCCUUGUCCUCACCAGGUCAAGCCGCUCACCAACAGCUGCAGGCCGAGCUGGAGCAAGUCGCCAGUGCAUUUCCGACCAGCUAUCCUACGCCCCCUGAGCCGGCGCAUCCCCGUCGCUUCCGAACCCUAGCAGAUCUGACACCAGAAGAGCUGGAACGUCAAUUGAAAUAUGCUCUUUUCGAUCUUGAUCAUGAUCACAUCGACCUUGAUCGUCCGGCAGUUUGUCUUGGUUGCUUGCAAGAGGGCCACACCGAAGAAAGCUGCCCCGAGAAGACAUGUGUGUACUGUGCAGCCACCGGUGAGCAUUCGAGCCGACUUUGCCCACAGGUCCGCCGGUGCUCAAAGUGCAGGGAACGAGGACACAUCUCUCAGUCAUGUCCCGCUGGCCUCAAAGUGACUACUAUCCCAUGCGACCUUUGUGGUGCGCUGGGGCACCAUGAAGAAGCCUGCCCACAACGAUUCUUUCCUUUCGAAACCACCAACAGCACUGGCUCUCUCGAGCUCUGGGUGUCUUGUUGCAUUUGUGCCAGCAAAUCACAUCUGGUUGGUGACUGUCCAGAGGCGGAUCGAGCUACUACAACUAGAUGGUCUUUAAAAUCGUUCGCACCGUCGCAGAUCGUGAACCUGAGUCUGGAACCUGGCACCAAGCAAAGGGAGAUACAGGCGUCCAAUCGAGGGUUGCGUCCUGACGGCCUUCGGAUCAGAGGUCGUGCUGGUUUCCAUACUGCCGGUCUCUCAGGCUCUGGUCAGCCAUCCGAUGAUGAUAGCGACGAGCAAUUCCUGCACCCAAGAGUUCCCAACCGGAACAACUCGAGUCGAAACGAUUUCACGUUUCGCCAUUCUCAACGGCUACCUGGCCCACCAUCUCGUGAACGUCGGGAUAACCAGUAUGACCGGUUUCAACAAGCCCCUGAUCAUCGAGGCUUCCACAAUCGGCCGCCAAACAACUGGUAUUCGACGGACUCUUUUGGUCACCCAACCCCUCGAUCUCCGCCUUCUACAGGUGGUCGAAAUGAUGACCAGUGGAGUCGUGGGGCUGACCUGAGGAGACGCUCCCGAUCACCACGUGGAUUUGAUGGGUACAGAGCUCGGCAAAGGCGAUCCCCUUCUCCACGAUAUCGUGGUGGCACUCAAACCGAGUCCGCGAAGGCAUCUGAUCACCCUGUUGGCUUCCGUGGUGGUCCAUCCAGCCAGCCAAGGCCCGGCGUGGCCAUCCAGCUGCCAGUGCGCAGAGGAUCGAACAACUUAUUGAAUCAACGCCCAUUCCCACGUGCCUCUGAAAACUCUGGGCCGGCACAACCGACCUCGGGUAAGGAAAGAGCGAACUUCCCGAAGAAGAAGAAGUCGAAGAAGGGGAAGGUAAACGCUUAG